AGAUCGAUUUCAUAAAGGACGGUGGAACUCAGACAGUCACCACAACAACAGCAGCUAGUCAUGAGCACACGGUGUCGGUGAAGGCGUACAAAGACAGCAAAAAACAGAAAUGGGUGUUCUAUAUCAAGAAGUGUGAUGCUAAAGACUUUCGUUGGAAAAUGUGCUGGGAUGAGCAUCCUAAUAGGUUGGUUCAGAUGCCAGACCAGUAAAGGGAAUGCUCAUUAGAAACUAACUCACAGCACUGAGGGAUUUUUGCUAAAUUGUUUUUCUGUCGGGUAUAUUUAUAAUUCGCUAGUGUAAACACAUAAAAAAAGCGUAAACACCAAUAAAAUAAUUGAUUGACUGAGA
This is a messenger RNA of Actinia tenebrosa (Australian red waratah sea anemone), 348 nucleotides long. RefSeq lists its product as uncharacterized. NCBI's taxonomy places the organism in Eukaryota, Metazoa, Cnidaria, Anthozoa, Actiniaria, Actiniidae. The record is from RefSeq and is a predicted model, not a curated record.